This is a messenger RNA of Tupaia belangeri chinensis (Chinese tree shrew), 3458 nucleotides long. It is a transcript of the gene LRCH3, whose product is annotated as leucine rich repeats and calponin homology domain containing 3. Lineage: Eukaryota; Metazoa; Chordata; Mammalia; Scandentia; Tupaiidae. Gene Ontology annotation, molecular function: protein binding. Gene Ontology annotation, cellular component: cytoplasm. The record is from RefSeq and is a predicted model, not a curated record.
CCGUAACCGGGGUGCUGAGCCUGAGCGGCCGGAAACUGAGGGAGUUUCCCCGGGGAGCGGCCAACCACGACCUGACGGACACCACCCGGGCUGACUUAUCACGAAAUCGCCUCUCAGAAAUUCCUAUAGAAACAUGUCACUUCGUUUCUCUUGAAAAUCUCAACUUGUACCAGAAUUGUAUUAGGUAUAUCCCAGAGGCAAUUCUAAACCUACAGGCUCUAACAUUCUUAAAUUUAUCACGAAAUCGCCUCUCAGAAAUUCCUAUAGAAACAUGUCACUUCGUUUCUCUUGAAAAUCUCAACUUGUACCAGAAUUGUAUUAGGUAUAUCCCAGAGGCAAUUCUAAACCUACAGGCUCUAACAUUCUUAAAUAUCAGCUGCAAUGAAAUUCAAACUAUACCUUCCCAAAUUGGUAAUCUGGAGGCCUUGAGAGACCUUAAUGUAAGAAGAAAUCACUUAGUACACUUGCCUGAAGAGCUAGCAGAAUUGCCUUUGAUACGGAUAGACUUCUCAUGCAAUAAAGUCACAACAAUCCCUCUUUGUUAUCGGAACCUCAGGCACCUACAGAUGAUCAUCCUAGAUAACAAUCCUCUACAAUCACCUCCUGCACAGAUAUGUAUAAAAGGCAAAAUUCACAUAUUUAAAUACCUGAACAUACAAGCUUGCAAGAUUGCUCCUGAUCUGCCCGAUUAUGAUAGGAGACCCUUGGGUUUUGGCUCUUGCCAUGAAGAACUAUACUCAGGUCGCCCUUAUGGAGCCCUUGAUUCCGGUUUCAAUAGUGUGGACAGUGGUGAUAAGAGAUGGUCAGGGAAUGAGCCUACAGAUGAAUUUUCAGAUCUUCCUCUUCGAGUAGCAGAGAUUACCAAAGAACAAAGACUACGAAGAGAAAGCCAGUACCAAGAGAAUCGCAGCAGUUUAAUAGUAACAAAUGGUGGAGCAGAACAGGAUCUGGAUCAGAUUGACUACAUUGACAGCUGUACCGCUGAGGAAGAAGAAGAAGUGAGGCAACCCAAGGGCCUGAACUCAGACAGCCUUAGCACUGAGUUUAUGGCUUAUAUUGAACAACGGCGAAUCUCACAUGAGGGUUCACCAAUAAAGCCAGCAGCCAUUAGGGAGUUUCAAAAAACAGAAGACAUAAGAAGAUACUGUCAUCAAAACAGAGUUCCAGUUGAGCCAUCAUCUCUCUUACCACUGUCAGCUAGUCACAAUCAGCUUUCACAAACAGACUUGGAGCUUCAUCAGAGAAGAGAGCAAUUAGUUGAGCGUACUCGGAGAGAGGCACAGCUUGCUGCCCUACAGUAUGAGGAGGAGAAAACAAGGACCAAGCAGAUGCAGAGAGAUGCCGUUCUAGACUUUGUCAAGCAAAAAACAUCAAAGAGUCCACAAAAACAACUGUGCUUAGAUGGUGAGUGUCCUUUCCCAUCCAGAAGGUCUCAGCAUACUGAUGAUAGUGCCUUGUUAGUGUCACUGUCAGGGUUGGAUCAAGUGGGCUGUACUGCUCCCCUGCCUCCUUCUGCCUUCACGCCACUUAAGAAUGAUGACAGAUCUAAUGCCGUAUCAAGUUCAUCAAUAACAGAAACAGUUCAUCAUUCCCCUGCAUAUUCUUUUCCUGCUGCUAACCAGAGAAAUCAGCCCCAACGCCCUGAAAGUUUCCUUUUCCGAGCAGCCGUUAGGGCUGAAACAAAUAAAGGUCAUGCUGCACCCCUUCCAUCUUCUGCACCCACCACUGAUUGUACAGCUCCUGUAACAAGACAGAAUUCGAGACAAAGAGAAGAAGAGCUGGAACUAAUAGACCAACUACGGAAACAUAUUGAGUACCGGUUGAAAGUAUCUCUGCCUUGUGAUCUUGGAGCAGCUCUAACCGAUGGUGUUGUUCUUUGCCAUUUGGCCAACCAUGUGCGGCCUCGAUCUGUCCCAAGUAUUCACGUUCCUUCACCAGCUGUACCAAAAUUAACAAUGGCCAAAUGCAGGCGAAAUGUGGAGAAUUUUCUAGAAGCUUGCAGAAAGAUUGGUGUACCUCAGGAGCAAUUAUGCUUGCCUCUCCACAUUUUAGAAGAGAAGGGUUUGAGCCAGGUUGCAGUGACGGUCCAGGCUCUCCUGGCACUCGCCCCACCCAAGCAGCAGCAGCACCAGUUAUCUGCUGUGUAAGGACUCCUGGGACCUUGGGCACUGGCCUGGCCAGAACAAGGAACAGACACCGCGAUUGCUGCUGCCAGCCAUCUGCUUAACAAAGCUCGAAUGUGUUCUUAGAAGGGACUGUUUCCAUGAUUCCUAUCAGGAAUGUUGUACUUCAUUUCUCCAUUUUAGGGGAGGGUAUAUCCUUUUCAUUGAAUUUUUUAUGAAGACACAUUGGUUUUCUCAAAUGAAACGUCUCUCGUUACUGAGAACCCAGCCACACCGAAGUCUAAGCUGGCUGUGCUUUCCUAGAGUAGACUUGUGGGUACCAGAGAGGUCUUCCCAGGGGAUGUGAAGCGCUCCUGGAGGCCAAGACAUGCCAUGAUCUUUACCGGUUCCCGGGACAUGUGGAGCCCACUGGCUUCUAAACUCUCCUGCAGCAUUUGUUCAAAUACAGAUUCACAUUUAGUCGAUCUGGAGUGAGACCUGGAAAUUCGCAUUUUCGGCAGACAUUCCAGGUGUUUUUCAUGUAGUACAGACCACUGUACCAAGCUAGGUAUUCUUACAGAUUUCGAGAGUAAUGCCCCCACAGCUUCUUUCAACCAUAUUUACAAUCAGAGCUGCAGUAUGACAACUUGGCUGUACUGUCAAAGGCAAAACAGGCUGGGGCCAUGUGGGAGAACCAGGUUCAGUCCCCAGUCCACCUGAAAGCCAGGCUUCAUAUGCCUGUAGUCCCAGCUACUCAGGAGGCUGAAGCAGGAGGGUUGUGACGUAGUUAGACCCUGUUUAAAAAAAAAAAAAGAAGAAAGAAAGAAAGAAAGAAGUAAUAUGGAAGGCCUAGAUUUUGGAUAGUAAAACAGUGAAAGAAAUAGUUAUAUUUAGGGCCAGUGUUCUGGGUCCCCCUCUGACUUCGGGCCACGACCACAGCAGCUUUUUGCAGAGAUGGCUCUGUAUCAUCCUGCUAUUAUCUGAACUUAUAAACAGGUUCUUCACACACAGGGCCGACCCCUCAGUGCUGCUCACACACACUACUUGGCAGCAUUUGCGCUGCCUGCAUGGAACCACCUUAUCCCACGCUGCUUCUGGACACCUGGCUCUUAGAUUAGGUCCACUCAUAGCGGACACUUCUGCAGCUUUCCAGCUAAUGGAAGGACAUGAAAACAAAGUAAAAGAAGCAGGAAAAGCCACGUUUCUUCUAUUUUUUCCAGGUAACUGCCAGUUUCUGUGGCUUCUUAAAGCAUUUAAGGCUUUUUUUUUUCUUUAUAAUUUUUGCCAUAAGGUGCCCACAUUUGCCAGGGAGAGACAGAAAGGAAAAGUGAGAAACACUCCUAGAGGGGACAGCCA